Molecule: messenger RNA, 618 nt
Organism: Scutellospora calospora
Lineage: Eukaryota; Fungi; Glomeromycota; Glomeromycetes; Diversisporales; Gigasporaceae
Source: the annotation of a GenBank genome assembly
AUGCGCCUCCGACUGCCUCCCACGGCGCGAUUCUCCCUUGACUCCGGUCUCUGGGUCCUCCCCGACUCGCCCGACUCACGACCACAACCCAGUCCAUCAGCCCUUGACUCUCAGCGCGAAAUCUCCAGCAUCCCGCGCUCGCUACAAACCGGCAAAGCCCUCAACGCCGCCGAGCGUGCUGCUCUGCCCUCCAAUGCAGAGAAGGACACAGGGCACGAUGAAGCCUCCGGAAACUGGAUCUACCCAUCUCAAGAGAUGUUCUUCAACGCCAUGAAGCGCAAGGAUCAAGAAGUGGGAAGAAGGACAGGGUUCGGAGGCAUGCGGUGGGCCGAAGCUGGUGUCUUUUGCUGGAGACAGCAAGGCCUUGACGCCGAAGGCGAGCUGGGAAGGCGUGAGGAUGCGGGCCAGCAAGAUCUUUGGGAUGUGAGGGUGAUCUCGCGUUCUGAUAUGCAAACUUCAUCAUCGUCAAGACCUCGCCAAUACACUCCCAUCUUGGCACUUCAAAGGUCGUGCGAUACCUGGAAAUAUUCUCCAUCGCCGCACUGCAAUAUCUUGGCCAAGCUCACUUCGCGCGGGCUGGAAGUCGUUGAGACGGUUGGAGAGGCAGAUCUUGCGCUU